Cynoglossus semilaevis (tongue sole) is the source of this 1113-nucleotide messenger RNA. RefSeq lists its product as uncharacterized. Bases 248 to 1096 code for a protein of 282 amino acids. The transcript is spliced from 2 exons. The record is from RefSeq and is a predicted model, not a curated record. Lineage: Eukaryota; Metazoa; Chordata; Actinopteri; Pleuronectiformes; Cynoglossidae.
CAGAACCACAGUAAAACAUGUAGAGUUCAGGAGAGAGAAACUAACUAAAAUUAAAAAGUCUAUAAAAAUAAAUAAGUAUCUUGACAGACUCAAAGAGCUGAGAAUGCCGACAUAUCCACAGUGGUGGUCUUCCAUCCCACCAGUGUAGCAGAGACAUUCAGGUAAAAGGUGACAUCACCCACUGGGGGCUUUCAUCUGACAAAACGAAGGCCUUUCAUCGGCGGUAGUAACACAUUAGGGAUGUUAAAUGCCACCGCAGACUCUCACAGAAGGAAGACAUCAUUUACCCAUAAAAUACCAACCUAAAGAAAUCAAUGUCCAAACCUCGUGCUCAACUGUAUGCAUUGAGUUUUGCAGCAAAACUAAUUUCACAGCCAUGAUCCAAGAAAGCACUUACUCAAAAGACACAAGAAUCACACAAAAAUUUGUGUUGUGUCAGCUGCCACCGCAAUGGGAAGUCCUACCAGUUCACCGGGGUCCUAAGCCCCCAUCACACCCAAACAGCAUUGCAGUUUAUACAAACAAUGGACCGAACAGCAGCCUCAUCUAUAAGGGAUACAUCUGUCCAUCGCAUCCUACCCAGGUCCCCAUGACAUCAGUCAUGCCGCCAACAGAAAAGUCCAUAAGAGAGCAGCUCUUUGAAUCUCGAUAUCUACAACUGGUUGAGAAGGUCAGAGCCAAGGACUCCGAGGCACAAGCUCAGGCAAGAAACCUGACUGUGCUUUCAAGUCAGUCGAACAGUACCAGAGCGGCAGAAGCUCAGACCAGGAGCCUGUCUGUGCAGCCAAGUCAGGUGAAUGGUAACAGAGCUGCAGAGACUCCCACCAGGACCAUCUUGGUGCAGACCAAUCAACAAAGCAACAACAGAAAGGCGGACUCUACCACAUGCAGCACGACAAGGCAAAUAGUCGUAAAAGCAGAGGCGAGCGGCACGCAAAACCAAGAGGACGGCUCAUCUAAUAAAGUAGGUAAGCCUCAGAAUUCCAGUUAUCCACUUCCUUAUGAUAUCCUCAGCGGAGGAGAGAGUUUCCUCGCACACGAAGAGCCGUGGGGUAAUCCAGAGGAGGAAGACGUUAUUGAGAUGAUAACGCUAUGAUGGAGAUAGUUCAGCUC